AGAGGGGGAUCUUGAAAGUGGAGCCAUGUUUCAGCCGUCCCUGGAAACCAGAUGGGGUCUGAAAGUGCCCCGCGUGCUCGCCUUCGAGGAACAUAUUCGUGCAGUAUUAGUGUUCGCGGGAACGAGUAACCUGUCGCACCUUUUUAUCUCUCGAUCGUCGAUCAGGCUCGCCAACGACCAGUAAGGACGUUUUCUUUGGGAUCCUCGCCGAUUAUCGCGAUAAACGGAAACAGUUUACCUAGUUCGUAGCACGGUGAAGAUUCUCGACGAAAAGGAAACAUCUCUGGCGAACGUGUCGGGAGGAUCAUCGACUUUCUAAGCUCCUUGAUAAUCAAAACUGGAUCGACGAGUAUGAAGAUCGCCACGACGUUGUUCCUCUAUGUAGUUGUCGGAUGCACGUGGCGGGAGACGCUAGGGACAUGCGUGUUUCAGUCGGACUUUGGUUUCGCGCUAAACUGCGCCUUCAAAAAGUCUGGCCUCUUUCGAGUGCGAAAUCUUGGAGGUGUCAAAGGUUACGUCGGCCUGGGGUUUUCCGUCGGUGAUGAACUGGGCUUCACUCAAUCUUUAUCUAACGUAGAGGCCGCCAAAAGAAGAAGCGUACAAACUAGCAGGGGCAAUGUACCGCCAUUUACUAACACCGCAACCAAUCGAGACGAAGUCAGACAGCACACGCAAAACAUUCGACAAGUGGUGCCUCCUUUCAAGCCUUUGCCGCCCGGUGCUGCACGACCGAUGGCUCAGCAACCGGAACGUCAGAAAUUGGUUGUCCAACAGAAUUCUACGGCUCUCAGGACCAUACCCGCUCCGGCUUUAUCAACGACGCAACAGGAUAUGCUGAGGCAGCAGCAACAGCUGGUGCAACAGGAGGCGAAACAGAAGCAGAGGCUCCAGCAAGAGGCGUUCGCGUUGCAAGUGUUGAAACAACAACGGUUGCAACAGCAGGAAGCGACGAGGCAACAGCAGCUGCAGAAGAUCCAGCAACAACAGAAGCAGCAACAACUUCAGCAGCAACAGAAGCGACAUCAACAGAUGCUUUCGAUGCAAGUGAAGAGGGAUCAGACGCCACAAAUGCUUGCAAUUGCAUCUGCAAUGCCAGGAAAGAUGCCUAACAUCGUCGCCGCGAUUCCACCAGCCGGAAGUAUAGUGGAACCGGAACCUGUGUCAAAACCGAUAUCUUCGAGCGGAGGACUGCCACCGUUCAUUUCUAUGCCGCCAUCGUCUGCACAGUUGACCGAUCGAAUCAGCAACAGUCCUACAGUUCUGGAAGACUCUGACAACGAAGUGUCGAAAGACGAUUUCAAUCAAUUUCCUUUGCCCGGGGACGAGGCUGCUUCUUCCGUAAACGAGAUGACCUUACUUUCCCUCCACCCAAUAUCGUCCGAGACCAGCCAAGCUUUGACGCAACAGCAAACAGAGAAACGACAAUCCUUGCCAUCGUCUUUGCCGUCUCUAGCGCCUAUUCAGGGGAUGGAGACGUCUCUGAAAGCUCUGGCGGAAGCCAGCAACAUCACUUUGGAUGCUCUGGAAGCAGCGAUACUGCUCAGGCAACAACAACUCUUGCGCAAGCAACAGGGACCAACCAGUUCGACUACAAGCACCACGACGACAACGAUGUCUCCGCCCAAAAAUAAAUACAGUUCUGGGGCCACCAAAGUGAUGAACGCGCCUCGUGAAUAUUAUCCACUGGGUUAUGACAAGAACUUCGACGAUAAUUUCGCUAGUCGUGUCGAUCUUCCGGAUACGAGCUUCUAUUGCGGCGAUCAAAAACAUUUCCCUGGCCUUUACGCUGACGAGGACCUCGGAUGCAUGGUAUUUCAUGUCUGCGCGCUGACAGACGAUGGAUUGAUUAUGAAGAGCUUUUUGUGUCCAGAGUCGACGUUGUUCGAUCAAACGAUCCUGAAAUGCAAUUGGUGGUUCUACGUCGAUUGUAAAUCGUCGAAAGGCUUGUACGAUAGCAAUAUUCCUAUAAGCAAGAGCUACCAACUGAUGAAAGCUCUCGCGUUCUUUUCAGCGUACAAAAACCAUGAAAAUAGUACAACCAAUGCUCAAGAAAGCUCAAUUACCGAGAGCUCCUGAAAUAAUUGUAAGGUACUUGAAUGAUCAAACUUAGUAUAUAAUAG
This is a messenger RNA of Colletes gigas, 2120 nucleotides long. RefSeq names its product mediator of RNA polymerase II transcription subunit 15-like (gene mtg). Gene Ontology annotation, molecular function: chitin binding. Lineage: Eukaryota; Metazoa; Arthropoda; Insecta; Hymenoptera; Colletidae. The coding region runs from base 352 to 2076 and encodes 574 amino acids. The record is from RefSeq and is a predicted model, not a curated record. The transcript is spliced from 8 exons. Gene Ontology annotation, cellular component: extracellular region.